GUAGAUCAGAACCAGACUAACAUCAAUCCAACUAUCUGGAUCUGCUGGCCCAAAUCAGUUUUAGCUGCAGGAGCUCAACAGACAAAGCUUCAGAAAUCAGAACCUGCAAGAUUUGGAUCAGAUCAUUUUCAUCCAGUGGUUCUGUCUGUGCUUUGUUCUUGGUUUUUCUGGACUGUUAAAUGUUCUGGUUCAGAUCACUGAACAUGAGCAGACUUUGAGUCAUAGACCCGAGAUUAGGGAACCAGCACCGACCCUAGGUGAAAACAUCCAAGUAGGAUGUUGGGAGAGCAACCUGGAAUCAUUUUUGUCUCCUGAAGUUCUGGUUUCCCAGAGCAAAACUGGACUCAAUGGGCUUUAGGACCCUGCAGCUUUGCAGAUCUUCGUCCUGUCUAACCUGACCUUGCUGUGAUUGGUGGAUAUUAAUGAAGAGCUGCUGCAGCUGAUGCUCCACCUCAGCUGUCUGCACAGACCAGGUGAGCCUUGGCCAAUCAGACGGUCGUUCUGCACUGAAAUGCAGUCAGACCUGUUGGACAGUCAGAGGGCGAGUCUCAUAGAGUAAAGUGGAGCUUAAAGAGAGAGAGAAGUUGAAGAAGGAGGAAGACACACACCAACGGCCAGCUAGUCAUACAUGCAGGUCAGAACACGCUGGGACAUCACUGUGACAUCGUUAGCUCCCUCACUGGGAAGAUGGACAGGACUGCAGAGGACAGGGUUGCUGCUGAGGCCCUGGACCCCAAGAACUUCCAGGACAUGGAGCUGAAGGAGGAAUGGCAGGAUGAUGGGUUCCCCAGGCUUCUUCCAGAGGACUGUGUAGAACCAGAGGAGGCUGAAAGUCCACCAGAAGGCACCACAGAGUCAGCCCCGCCCAACAGCCUUGCCUUCUCAGCUGCAGGUGUAGGUGGUGCUAAGAAGCGUCUGACAGCGCCAUCUCUCAGUGUCACUCUGAGCCAGCGAGAUUCUCAUGACCCAAGCAAUGACAGCUUUUCAGCUGCAGCGCUAUCAGGAACUCCAGAUGAGACACCGUCACUGGACAUCAACCUGGAGGCUCUGGAGACGCCAUCAGACAGUGAGACGGGAACACUGCCAGACAGUAUGCACGAUCUGGAGUGGGAAGAUGACCUUCCAAGGAUGGGAAAGGGCAGGUCUAUGGGUGUGGCUGGAAGCCCCAUAGAGCAAACUGAGGGUCUGAUGGAGCUCGAUCAGGUGGAUGACCAGGGACGCCGUUGGAGAAGGUUCUCCAUCUCCGGACACGAGUACCACGUCAACAUGAGCGUGCUGGAGCCUUACUUGCAGGUUCUAUCACAUGGAGGUUAUUAUGGAGACGGGAUGAAUGCCAUAAUUCUGUUCACCUCAUGUUACCUGCCAGAAAACACGGUAGAGAACUACGAGUAUGUAAUGGAAAACCUGUUCAGGUACAUUGUAGGAACGCUGGACCUUAUGGUUUCAGAGAACUACGUUCUGGUCUACCUGUGUGCCAUGGCUCCCAGAAACAAACUCCCAGCCAUCAAAUGGCUCAACCAGUGCUACACCUCCAUUGACAGGAGGUUGAAGAAGGACCUGAAAGGACUGCUGGUCGUCCAUCCUGCCUGGUACAUCAAAGCUCUGAUCACACUUGUCAAACCCUUCAUCAGUGACAAAUUCAGCAGGAAAAUUCGCUUUGUUCAGAAUCUUCAGCAGCUCUCUCAGUUCAUCCCUACAGACAGACUGCAGAUCCCAGAUGCAAUAAGACAGUAUGAUGAGAAGCUUAGCAGGUGACAACCUCAGAUUGAUCAGACGAGAGGGAUUAUGGGGGCUGAAGCUUAUGAAGCUGUCAGCCUGCUGACCUUUACCUGUUGAAUGUACAGACAAACAGACUGUGGUUUAUUUAGGCUGCCUUUGUUUGUGUUGGGAAGGUUCAAGGAACUGUUCCUGGGUUGGUUUUCCGGCUCCUUUCAGAUCCUCUGCAAAACGACAUAGCAUCUUAUGAUUUAUCAGAAAGAACUUCUUAAUGUCCUUUCUGAUCAAAUUUGAUAGAUCCGAGCUCAUCUUCAUGGAAACCAUGUUAAAGGUCAGAGCUGUGCUUCAGCACGAGCUCUUCCUGAUUACAGUGAAGACAAGAUCCUUGAUCUUCACAGAAUUUCUGCUGCCUUUUUCUCUAAAUAGGACCAGACAAGUUUUUUCCAUGUCAGCGUUUGACUUAAUUCAUCAUAUUGAUGGUCAUGGAACACCAUCUACUAUAUAAACCAACACUGUCUCACCGUCUCUGUUACCAUAGUAACACCAGCAGGUGUAAGGUGUUCCUGAGCUGUGUCCAAAUUCAGGAGCUGCAUCCUUCUAAAGCUGCAUUUGUAGGCUGAUUAAGUCACAGCAAUGCAACAAAAGUUGUCGAAAUUCAAAGGAUCAUCUAAAUGUGUCCUCCUGUUCCCCAGAUUUGAAGGAUGGGUCUGGUGAAUCCUUUGUGGAUCACCCUUUUCCAUGAUUCAUUCCCAUGAUAAAUGAUAAUUGUGACAUAAAAUUGGCAUUUUUCAUUGUCCAAAGUCGUCCAGAAAUAACAUCAAAGGGGAAGUCUGCGGUCAUUCAAUGUGUGAGCGUCAGUGAUAAACGCAUCAGGUAGAAGCAGUGUUUCCUUUCCAUAAAUGUAAUUAGAUUUAUCAUAAGAAAUUCAAUGCCAUAUGCAGGCACUUUAAUGUUUGGUUUAUUUAGUGUUAUUAUUAUGCUCUACAAAUAAGUAGAUUUCAAGUUUGCUCAGAAAGUUAUGUUGGUUAAAGGUUUUACCAAUAAAUGAAACAAAUGGUAUGUUUCUUUAUCAACAUAUCUAUGAACAUGACAUUUUAAACUGCUAAAUAAUGACUUAUGAUAAUAAAACAAGAACAUUUUAAAGAAAACAAGCUUAUAAGCCAUCGGGAAUAUAUAGAAACCCUGUGUAGUGAUUUACAGUGGAGACGGCGGGACCAACCUUCAGGCUGCAUCUUCACAGCUCUGAGCUUCAUGCUGUCAUGGUUGCUAGGCAACAGAAGUUACGCUGGAGUAAGAGCGGGACCAGCUGGUGACGGUGAGACCGUCCAAAUUCACAACCGAUCACUUCCAGCCUUCAGUCAUCGAAGGACCCGGUCCACGUAGACCGGUCCUUGGAAGGAUGCAGCCCUGGUUAAUCUGGUUGGAUCUGCUCUGGUUUUAGUUUGGGUUUCAUGCUGUCCUGCAGCAGAAGUGCAGGAGGCUCCUGAUUGGUUGCUGACAUGUGUUUACCUGCUGCCCCUCCAGUAAUAAAACAUUUAAAAAAUG
Girardinichthys multiradiatus is the source of this 3261-nucleotide messenger RNA. It is a transcript of the gene bnipl, whose product is annotated as BCL2 interacting protein like. The transcript is spliced from 10 exons. The record is from RefSeq and is a predicted model, not a curated record. Gene Ontology annotation, biological process: apoptotic process. The coding region runs from base 688 to 1755 and encodes 355 amino acids. Gene Ontology annotation, cellular component: cytoplasm. NCBI's taxonomy places the organism in Eukaryota, Metazoa, Chordata, Actinopteri, Cyprinodontiformes, Goodeidae.